Messenger RNA from Peromyscus eremicus (cactus mouse), 514 nucleotides. RefSeq names its product cytochrome c oxidase subunit 8A, mitochondrial. The transcript has 2 exons. Gene Ontology annotation, biological process: mitochondrial electron transport, cytochrome c to oxygen. NCBI's taxonomy places the organism in Eukaryota, Metazoa, Chordata, Mammalia, Rodentia, Cricetidae. Gene Ontology annotation, cellular component: mitochondrion. Bases 82 to 291 code for a protein of 69 amino acids. The record is from RefSeq and is a predicted model, not a curated record.
AGCGCCGGAACUUCCGGCUGGUGAGGCCGUCUUCCUGACCUUGGGCUCCCGCUGGUCCUCGUCCAGUCGUUCCGCGCCGUCAUGUCUGUCCUGACGCCGCUGCUGCUGAGGGGCCUGACCGGCUCGGCCCGGCGGCUCAUGGUGCCGCGCGCUCAGAUCCACUCGAAGCCGCCGCGGGAGCAGCUCGGGGUCCUGGAUGUCACCGUUGGGCUCACUUCCUGCUUCAUCUGUUGCCUCCUGCCCGCGGGCUGGGUCCUGUCACACCUGGAGAGCUACAAGAAGCGAGAGUGACAGGAUCUGGUCCCUCAUCCUGUGACUAGACCACUCUGGCCAGCCCAUCUUGAUCAUGUUCCUGCAUUGGGCUGGCCUCCCCUGGGAUCAAAUGCCAUUCAGUUCCAGUCACCUCUUCUGCAAUCAUGACCGCUCAAUGUCUCCAUGAUGACAGCUGGAACCACAAAUACUGCUUCUGCUUGGCAGGUCCCCCUUGUAACAAUAAAGUCUUAUUUAAACCUUG